AACCGUAAUAAAAUUGGGGUAAUUUCAGAGCCAUUUUUUGUAAUAAUAAUUUCAUGCUUUCCUUCCUAAAAUGUUCUACUCAAGUAAUUCACUCAAGAAUGAAUAGAGACUUCGAAAACCUUGGUCCCCCAUGACUAUUGCUACAAUACAACAGUAACGGUACUGUAAUACUUAUACUGCCACCCACUCACACACACACACAGUAUUACAUACCCUAGCUUGCUCUAAUUAAUUUAAUCUAGUCUAAUCUAACUGGAUCUAAUGUUCAAUAGAGAAAACAAUAGAAUGGGAUUUACUUCACAUCACAUCAACUCAUUGAUUCCAAACAUCACAAUUUAGUUGUUGAUAAAAAAUUGAAUUUCUGUAGAUCUAUGCAUCACAGCUUUAUUUAUGCAUCAUUUUUUGGCAAUCGUCAAAAAUGGUAAUCAUAAUGAUUCAUCACUUAAUAUUGACUGUUACAAUAAUAAAGUAAAAGAUUCUCACUAAGCUCAUUAAAGACUAUCAUUAAUUAUAAUUAGUGGUCAUACUCUUUCAUUAGUGCACAAACACAAUUAUGAAUAUCAUUAAAGAUUCCACCCACUAUGAAUAUUAUAUUUCCUGUGAAAAGUUGAUACACCAACUUUAUUCAUAAUUGCCUAAGGCAUCACCAUUGACUAUACACAUAAUUAAUAUUGAUCAAUAUAUUGAAUAUUAGCAAACCCACCCACCCACAUUAGAGAGGCAGUAAACAUUACUAUUGCAACACAGCAACACAGCAAUUUAUCUUAAUAGCAACUUAUAGUUAAUAGUGUUGUUCUAUUUGAGUUGACUAUUGUUAAAUUUCAAGCAAGAGAUGAGCUGUGAAGCUGGAGUACAAGCUGAUCAAGAUAUAGAAAUUUAUGAAAUGAAACAAGAGGUUAUACAAGCUUCGGUAAAAGCACUAAUAUUGCCUUUUAAUAUUUUAGCUACACUAAUCGCGUAUGGGGCAUUGCUGGAAACAGGAGAGUUCACUGAAAGCAGUCAAAUGUUCACAUAUAUUGUCUUUCUGGGAUAUGGUGGACUUGUUCUCGGUUUUUCUGUAGCAACAAUGGUAGUCUUUGGUAUGGCUUCUCGUAACAAAUGUAAAGUUUUUGAACAAAUACUCUGGUUUAUUUUGGACGUUGUCCUGGCUGCUGGUGUAUCUGUUGCAUACUUUGUGGGAGAUAACAUGACUAUCAUGAAUGAUGCUGAAACUAGUAAUGAUAGCGAAGAAGUAGAUCUAACUGUAAUAUCAAUUCUAAUACUCAUUGGUGCAAAGUUAGGAUUCGAAAUUAUUCCACAUUUAGUAAAAUGUGGAAAAAGUGUUAAAGAAGCUAUAUGUAUGCGCAUAUGCAAGACAAAUGAUACCUGCUCUCCUGACAAAAACAAUAAUUCACCAAAUGAAGUACAAUUUUACGAAUCAUUGUUCUAUGCAGUAAUAUUAACCAUGGCUGUUGUUCCAGAGGUUGAUACAACCUAUACCAUUCUCUAUAAUCUCGUUAGUCUAACAACCAAUAUGUGUCGUACAAGGAAAUAUAACGUGCUGUGGGUAAUGUAUGGCGGAAUAAUGUUCAUUGUUAUGUUAGAAAUUAUAUAUAGAGUCUCUGAAGCAUUUAAAAAAGGUGAAAAAAGGAAUAAAAAUCCCAAGGGCUGGCUAUAUAUUAUUUUUUUAUCUAUUAUAGCAGUGUUAGCAAUAAUAAGCAAUGGGCUUUUCUUUGUUGCUGACAAUGAAUUACCACUAGACUGCACAUCACCUUUCAACAUCAUGACGCAUACAAGGGCUAACUAUAAGCUUAGAGUAGCAUUUUUAACAAUUUCAUUAGCAUUUUCAUUGGUUAUACUAGUCAUUGGAAUAAGUAGCUGGUUAUACUUUCUUUAUCAAUAUUACUUGUACAAAAAAUCAAAACCUGGCCCAAGUAACUCACCUAAAGAAUUGAAGGAAUCAACACAGGACAAUAAAACUUUGAGCACUUCAAUGUAAGUCUUGUUGACUCAGGUGCUGAAAGACUGUAAUUAAUAGUAAAACUUAUUAUUCCCAAUUUCAUUGCCAAUGAAGUGUCAUGCAUAGCUUAUAAUUUUUACACAAAUUUAGUUUUUGUAGUUACUAGACUAGUUACAUCCUUUAUGGUAUCAUAAUAUUUUGAGU
Messenger RNA from Amphimedon queenslandica, 2143 nucleotides. RefSeq lists its product as uncharacterized. The transcript is spliced from 2 exons. Bases 833 to 1978 code for a protein of 381 amino acids. Lineage: Eukaryota; Metazoa; Porifera; Demospongiae; Haplosclerida; Niphatidae. The record is from RefSeq and is a predicted model, not a curated record.